Molecule: messenger RNA, 13457 nt
Organism: Plectropomus leopardus (leopard coralgrouper)
Lineage: Eukaryota; Metazoa; Chordata; Actinopteri; Perciformes; Serranidae
Gene: nfic
Product: nuclear factor I/C
Biological process (GO): regulation of transcription by RNA polymerase II
Cellular component (GO): nucleus
Molecular function (GO): RNA polymerase II cis-regulatory region sequence-specific DNA binding; DNA-binding transcription factor activity, RNA polymerase II-specific
Source: RefSeq, a predicted model, not a curated record
CUUCUCUUUCUUUUAUUCUUCGCCCCCUCAUCCUUCCCUCCCGAAGUGACACCGUCCCCCGUGCUCCGUUACACCUCCGGCCAUGCUCCCCACAAAAUGAUUAUUCCGAACUUUCUCUCUGUUUUUCCCCCUGCGGAGCAUUUUUCCGGGGCCUCAACUUUUCUGGCGUGUCAUCAUUUCUGGAGUUAACGCGGCAGAGUCAUCCGAGGCGACCACAGCUCUCUCGUAUCUGGAUUCUUAAAAAAAAAAAGAGCCAGUGAAACAGCCCAGGAAAUGCAGCGUUUUCUGUAACCCGGAGGUACCGCUGCUGAACUGAGUCAGCGGGGAAGAGCAUGUAGAAAUGUGCAGAAACAAAUGGCGAGCCUCGGGAUGUUUCUGUUAAAGCAAAGCCCGCUCUGAUUCAGCUGCUUCUCAUCAACAUGAUGUUUUCUCCUCUCUCUCUGUCUCAGGAUGAGUUCCAUCCGUUCAUUGAGGCUCUGCUGCCCCAGGUCCGUGCCUUUGCCUACACAUGGUUCAACCUCCAGGCCAGGAAAAGGAAGUACUUCAAAAAACAUGAGAAAAGGAUGACUAAAGAAGAAGAGAGAGCUGUUAAAGACGAACUCCUAGGCGAGAAGGCAGAGGUGAAACAAAAGUGGGCCAGCCGCCUUUUGGCCAAGUUAAGAAAGGACAUCAGACCUGAAUGCAGAGAAGACUUUGUCCUGUCAAUCACUGGGAAAAAGGCUGCAUGUUGUGUCCUGUCAAACCCUGACCAGAAAGGCAAAAUGAGACGCAUAGACUGUCUCCGACAAGCUGACAAGGUUUGGAGGUUGGACCUGGUGAUGGUCAUCCUGUUUAAAGGAAUCCCUUUGGAAAGCACAGAUGGAGAGCGGCUGGUGAAGGGAGGCCAGUGCUCCAAUCCAGUCCUCUGUGUCCAGCCAAGACACAUCUCUGUCUCUGUCAAAGAGCUUGACCUCUACCUCGCUUACUAUGUACAAGAGAGAGAGGCAGAGCAGAGCAGCAGUCCCAGUCGCACGGGGGUGGGUUCUGAUCAGGAGGACAGUCGAACAGCCACCAUGGAUGGUCCGGAGUUCCAGGAGAGUUUUGUGACAUCAGGAGUUUUCAGUGUCACUGAGCUGGUCCAGGUCUCAAGAACUCCAGUAGUCACAGGAGUGGGACCUAGUUUCUCUAUGGGGGAGCUCCAGGGUCAUUUGGCCUACGACCUCAACCAGUCUGUCAACCAGCCAGUCAGCCUCAGACGAUCAUUGGCCAGCACCUCAUCCAGCGGGAGUAAGCGUCAUAAGUCUGGCUCAAUGGAGGAAGAGGCUGACAGCCCAGGAGGGGAGUAUUAUCACUCGCCUUCCUCUCCUGCCAGUAGCUCCAGGAACUGGACUGAUGACAUGGAAGGAGGUCUGUCUCCUCCAGUGAAGAAGGCAGAGCUGGACAGUCCCUCUCCCCAGGAAGACUCACCAAGACUGGGCUCCUUCACUCAGCAUCACCGGCCAGUCAUAGCUGUUCACAGUGGUCUGUCUCGGAGUCCCCACCCCUCCUCAUCUAUUCAUUUCCCGCCCUCGUCCUACUUCCCCCACGGAGCAAUCCGCUAUCCUCCUCACCUGGCCCAGGACCCCCUAAAAGAUCUGGUGUCAUUGGCCUGCGACCCUGCAAACCAAACGCCCAGCUCACUGAAUGGCAGCAACCAGAUUAAAGUGCCCAGUCACUACAUCUCCUCUCAGAUGUUGGCACCCCCUGGACCAGCACCCUCCCUGGCUCCUCCCCCCUCGUCCCUGCCUCGGCCGACGCUGUCUGCAGAGUCAAAGGCCACUACCACCUCCUCUGAUGGGGGAGCAAACUCCCCCACAUCACCCACAUACUCGGCCCCUGGGACGCCCCCCGCCAAUCGCACCUCCUUCGUUGGAGUCACCCCUCGAGACCCAGGUGGACUCUACCAAGCCCAGUCCUGGUAUCUGGGCAACUGAGUGAACUCUGGAGGAAAGGUGAUUGUCAUGGCAGUAUUGUCCUCGAGGAAAGUAAACAAAGUUGUCAAGACAUUGCCGGAGGAAAGAUAUAUUCCGCUUUGUAGAAGCAAAACGUGGUCAUACAUAUAUAUAAAUAUACAGUGUUAUAUAUUUCUAUAUUUGUAUGCACCCAGAAGAGACAGCAUGGACAGAGGAAGGAUGCUGCUCUCACGCAGCCAUUUUGCAGCCACAGAAUGAACUACGCUAAGUGACACUAAAUGGUUCUCACAAAUGGCCGCUGACGUGAGGUGUGUUUUUCAAGUGAGAGCAACGGGACUACGCAGAUGUCUGGUUGGUCCUGAUGAACUGCAGACCAGAACCGGGCCUCGGCACACCGGAUCCUAAGAAGCCUGUAACCUAACCGUGUUCCUGGGAUAAGGUCUGUUUCCCUGGAAUGGAUGUCAGCCUUUACCCCUGUACCCCGGGUCUCUACACUAAAUCCAGUAUAAGGCCUCCUCCCUGGGACAGACAUAGACCUCACCCCCCCCUUCAACACCCAGAAUGCCCCUCUCCGCUGCAGGUGCUGCUUAUAAUAUAUGCAAAUAAGCCUCCCUUUUUUUUCUGAACCGACUAGAAAGAGAGAUCCUGUUGUUAAUAUGUAAUGUUUCUUUUGCACUUUUUAUUGUGUUAUUGAUAAGAAAAUUUAGAGUUCAGAGCAGUUUUUUUCUCUCUUCCCACCAAAAGACAGAGGCUUUGUCUUUUUUAUUGACAAUCAUCAGCCUGAAACCAUUAAGUUGCUUUGCUAAGCUCAUGUUUUUAAGACUGAUUGUGCUUUUUUAUCCGAAAACAACAAUUAACAGUGGAAUAAGAGCUAUAUUCAAGCCUCCUCCAACACAACACACAAUGCUACAGUUGGACACCAGUUGAGAGUGAAGCCCUGAUGCGACUGUUUAGCAGAGGGCAUCUUUUUACAUGAAUAUCCUGCUGCUUCUUUCCCUUCAGAUGCUGAUCAUUUUGUCAUGACAGUAGUUAUCCAGCCAAAGGCACAGUGUUUGGAGGAGACGUGCACCUGCAUCAAAGAAACGGCAAAGACACACGUGGCAGCACAGCCAGCGGCAAACUGGCUGCUGAACUGUUUGAAACUGUAGCAUGGUGUGGUGUGUGUGUGUGUGUGUGUGUAUGCGUGCGUGCGUGCGUGCGUGCGUGUGUAUGUCAGAUUGUGUAUACGGUUCCUGCAUUUACACACUCAUCCUUGCUCUGUUUGGAGGAGAUGUUGUGUAGAUUUUGUUUGUGUCUCAGAGAACACAGUGACGGGGUUUGUACGUGUGUGUAGGUAGAUUAGAAAGCGGGCAUUGCACUAUGAUUAAGUUAAUGAUGUGGCAUGUUACCAAGCUGGCGGGUCGUACUGUGUUUUUCUUGAAGUUGUCCGUGGUUGUGAAGACAACAUGUCAUGUGCAUGCUGACUUGAACUGAGCACAAAAUCCAGGUUUCUUGUCCGGCUCUAGAAGGAGUGUUGGCUUAGCAGGUGUUCCUGACUGUGUCUCUCAACCCCAACCUACAUGAUCUGUGGAGAAACGGUUUUGGUUUGGGGUUCAGAAGAGCAGUAGGACAGGUUAGGCACAGUGCUAGGGUUGGUUUUUAAGUCAAACCUUGAUGGUUUACCGACUGGCAACAAGCAACAAAUCAAGCAUUUAAAACCAGAGUUUGCUUUUCUGUGUCCAACCUUGACACAGUCUUUGCAGUAUAACAGUGCUUUAGUGAGCAAUAUUCUGGCUUUUCACAGCUUAACUUAGUCUAUAAUCUUUUUGAAAGACAUUUAAUAGCUUGAAAUCUUACAUGCUGCGUUUUAACGUUAAUUAAAAUCCUCUUAAAUGUUUAACAAGUUCAGCAUUUAAUAGAAUCCAAACAUGAAUCCCGGUCCAGGUCAGGGGUAACAGCGACUCAGUCUGUUUCAUCUGAAUGCAGAAGCAGAAUCCCAUUAAAAAAAAAAAAUCAUCAUUGAUAUUUGUCUGGAAAAUUCAAUGCAAACUCCAAAUGUAACAGUAGUUUAGUAUGUGCACUUUGGCCUUUUGCUAUUUCGUGCACCAUCUCUUUAGAGAUGAAUAUAAAUUAGAUUUUUUAGAGGCUAAUAUUUUAUAAUCUGUGCCAUAUAACCUCCAAGGCUUUGUAACUAUAAAGCAGUCUAUUGAAAUGUGUUGCCUGGGGAUGUGGGUUGGUGUUCCUGUGUUGAGGUGUGAUCAGAUUGAAUGGCAAGCAAACUUUUGUCUGUUAUUCACAUGAAUAUUAUCACUGGAGUUUCUGCUUUCUGAAGAUGUUACUUUUGUGUGCUCCCUGCACAAAGAGAAGGGGAAAAGACAAAACAUUAUCAUUUUUACAGCUGAGGUCCCACAGGUGUCUGGCUGCCUGGAAAGAUCAAAUGUUUUCCAAGGGCGAAACAACAACCGCAAACGUGUUUUUCUUGUAAAUGCCGUGUGUGCUCCUUUGUAUCAUUCUGUGUCCCCUCUGAGGUUUUUGUGGGUCUGUGAAUGCAGCGCAGGCAGAACUCUCAUGAGUACUUUUUUCCCCCACCAGCAGUUUGUUACUUGUGGGGUGGAUAUUAAUUCAUCUGUCAAUCUGUCAGAGCUGAUCACAUUGAUAGAUGAGUGAAUGCAGACUUUUAGACUCAGCAGAAUUAAUGGUUUCACUUUCACGCGCGCCUUAUGUUCUGCUGCUCCGUCUGUGCCCAGAGUGCGCUCUUACCUCUGAGACAUGCAAUGCAUAACCAAAUGCUGCAUAUUCAUUUGAACAGCACUCCUAUCUAACAGUCCAGCUCCAAAAAUAGAAAAUCUGUUUGUGGUGGCAGGUGUUUUAUUUGUGGCGGACUGCCACAAAUAAAUGAAAGCGUUGGAGACCUUGCACUCUAGAAAAAUAUUUUGUCAUUCGUGGCAGAAAGCAGACAACUGUGGAAGCACGAAAACCUUUGAAGAUGCAGCCUGCUGUAGUAAAGUAGUAAACAUUUUUUCUUUCCCCACGAAGGCUCAUAGAGUAACAUUCAGAGUGCGUGGUGAGGUCACAAAUGGGAUAACCUAAACAUUUAGUAAACCAGCUGUAUACAGGCUCUCUAGCUUGCAUCUUAUAUGCCGACCAUGUGUGUAGAGAGCAGCUAUGUUUGUUUGUGUGACAGCUCAGACUUCGAAAUCAGCAGAAACUUCAGUUCGGUCUCACGUUUUCCUCCAGUAUCUCCCCUUUUUCCUCUUGUCUCUUAUGUUGGUGUCAGACUGUUGGAAUAAGUGUGAUGUUUUUUUACUGAAGGUGAAAUAAUUUCCACUCACUCCAAUGCAUCCCCACGUAAUGGUUUGCUGCCUUGAAUUUGCGCCUUUCUGUUGACUCUGUGUGCAGUCAGGCCAUAUCUAAAAUUGCGUUCAUUCUGAACUCACGUGUCUUUUCCUUUCCCAGGGUUUGGGGUUAGUGUUAGCGUCUAUUUGGGGUUCCGAUUUUAUACUGAAGGUGCUGAUAUGAGCUGGGUUUUGUAAGGGCAAGGUUUAAGGUUUGGUUAAAGUUAAAGCUGAUGUAUACUGCAUGGUGCUGCCCUGGUCGCUGUGUUGACCUAAUGAAUGCAUGGCUCAAACUGAUGAUACCUCUCCUCCUCUAUCCUGCUCUUCCUCUUCCUCCUUCCCUUCCUCCCUCUGUACUCUGUACUACAUCAGACGGCAGUGGAUUGAAGGGCUCUCUAUUUCUUUAGAUUUUAAUAAUAGCCCUGUUAUUAAACUUCUAUUUUGCACGAUAUUUCAUAAAACACAUUAUGUGCCUUGCCUUUAGUUAAAGAACAAUAAUACAUUAUGGAAAGGUGAUCAUACUUUUCAUGGUACAGCUGGUAGCACUUACAAAAAACAACAAAAAAAGCUGCAUGUGUGAUUGCUUGACAUUAACCAGUGUAGCAGGUACACCGUUUUAGGUUAAGAAGUGGCAGUGUAUUGACUGCAAGCUGAGAUACUAGUUUGAAUGUCAGCUCAAAGAAAGUUUUCAUUAGCUUUAGCAGAGGCUGGGAUUAUCCUUUGCUACGAUCCCGCUAAAGACACAGUAAGUUAUUUUCACAGCAGAGGGAAAAGUCUGACAUUUUGGAAAAUGCACUUGUUCACUAUCACAGUCAGUCAAAUGCAAAGAACAUGAUAUCGGUCAUCCCACUGUUCAGUAGCCUACAAUCACUCAGCCUACACACAGUUCACACGUUUAGCUUGCACUGGCAAAAAUCUAGUUAUAUAAUAUGUAUCGUGAUACAUAGGUUAAGGUUCAAUAUAUCGUAAUAUCUCAUGAUAUAUCACGAUAUUGUGAACAAGAUGAUAUAUCUUGAUUUUCUUUCAAAUCCAAUUUUAGGAAAACUGAAUAAAAAGAUAACAUCACCAUAUGCAUAAAAAUUACCUGCUACUUUUUGUGUAAUCUGAGCAAAAGAAUGAACGUGAGGAUAUCAGCUUGGUGGAGUAUCUAUGUAAACAACUUUAAAAAGAAAGAAAAAUGCAAACAAUUUAAAAUUGAUUUUUAUGAACUGAUACAUCAUCACAAAACAUAAUACAGAUAUUUUCUUAUACCUUGCCUUACUAGUUUAGGAUUUGGCUAAGCUGAGAUAAACACAUCCCAACCCUUACCUCACAUAAUCUUAAUUUUAGGCCUACCAUUUCCCUUUGCAUUCAACCACAUCUCACUUGUUUCAUCGGCUGAUUGAGUUGGCUCAGGUGUCCUAAAUAUUGAGCUUUGGUCAUAUGAUAACAAGUGGUCAUAUAUAGGGGAGAUCUAAACCCCAAUCCUAGAUCACAGAUGGCAUCAAUGGUUACGAUCUGCCCUCAAAAUGCAAACACCUGUAUCACAAGACCAAAGCUUUGUAGUUAGACAUGUGAUCAUGUGAAAAGUUAAUCAUCCCAUGAUAGCUGUCAGUUUAUUUUGUAUUUUUUUUUAAAGGAAAGAACUGUAACAUCCAAAAUGUCGGACUGUUCCUUUAAGGUUUGAUUUUUUUUUUUUUUUCUCAGUGACAUCAUCCUGCCAUAACCAAGUGUUGAUUACACUCAUAGAGCUGAUCUGGUUCAGUGGCUCUGCUGUUUGAGUUGAGGGCUGAAAUGUCGGCUGGUGUUUGUGUGUGUGUGUGUGUGUGUGUGUGUGUGUGUGUGUGUGUGUGUGCGCGUGUGUGCGUGUGCGUGAGGACAUUGACAGUGUUGCUAUGUGUUGCAUAGUGUUGAAAAUGAACUAUAUGUGUGUUGUCCUUAAAGGUGGACACCAGCAUGUUGUAAAUGAAACACUAUCGCAGUAUGGCUACAGUGGAUCUGAAAAAUGGCAAGUCUGGUUGCAAGUCCUGCCUAAUACUCACAAGACAAAAAGAAGCAGUUUUGAACUCCGUCUACAUCCUGUUUUUCAAUAUUAAGUAUUAAAUACAUGCAAACACAUCAAUAGUAUUUAUUGCAGGAAGAAGUCUUACUACUAUAUUGUGAAUAUUUGUCACGCAUUUAAUCAAUGUGGCCAAGCCACUCAAUCCAAUCUAAUGGAAACAUGUUGGACAGGCUCUGCAGCUCUAUUUCUGGCCACAAGAACACCGUCCAUUAGCCUGUAUGAUGACUCUGACCACGUGAUGAAUUAUGUGCGUCUAGAUACUACAAAAGGCCAUAGAUGAGUUUUAUAUGGAUGCAUGCACUUAAUGCUAUUCUUACUUAACGUGGUUAUUAGGUUAUUUUUUAGUUAUUUCUUGAGUUGUUUUAAUCAUGUUGCUUGUAGCAUUAUAGUUUUAAAGACAGCAGUGUGUGUAAAACCAUGUUGAAGAUGGACUUACCGGUCAUAAAAAGGAUGUAUAGAAUGUUUGUGCGUUUUCUCUUAAGAUGGUGGCCAAGCCGCAGAGUAAGAGACCCAUGAAAUGGGAACGGUUGUGUGUGGGCUGCUUGUAAAGUUUAGCCAUGUGACCGAUGAUGAAUGAUGAAAGGUUGUUUUGGGAGAGAGAGAGAGAGAGAGAGAGAGAAUCUCGGAAGUCAAGUAAAGUUAAGGUGAACAAGAAUGCAUACCUCUGCUAAGGCUGCACUGUCCUCUAAAUGAAUUAUAUUAUUUGCAGUCAGUGUUCGUUGUGAGUUCUGUCAGAAAUUAUGAGCCAAAGUGAAAAGUGCUUUUACAACAUAUAAAUGAAUUGAUCAUUAAAAUCUUUUUAAUGCACAAAUUUAAGGAACUGACAAGAUUAAAUUUCAGUGGAAUUGUAUCUUAUGUGAUUUCAUUUGACAAAUACAUUGAAAUAUUGAAUUAAUGAAAAUUUAAAUAAAUAAAUAUUAAUAAUUCAAUGUCCACAACAUGGUGCGGCUCCUGCACAUACAUACAUGAAACUUUUUCUUCCCACUAAAUGUUACUGAAAUCUCUUUAGCAGUGCAGGACCAGAAGCUGCUUGGCAGAGCUAAUAAUUCAGAGCUUUACUGUAUGUCAGCUGAAGAGCUAGAUUCAUGGAUACCAGCCCAAGCUGUAAUUGUGAUUUCAUGUUUGCACUCUUCAAUCAAAGAUAUUUUGGCUGCAAUAAUGCCCUAAAUGAACAUGGUGAUACAUGAAGACUGUGUAACCAGCAACAACAGAUAUGAAGCUGGACUGUGGUACUCACAGGGCUGUCCCUAAAACUACAGGCAGUAAGAUAAUUAUAUGAUAUCAUUAUAGACUAUGAUAUUAGCAAAUGCACUAUAGGAACCUCUGGCCCACAGUCAGAAAAAAGAUAGGUCACUUUUAGAUUCAAAUAAGGCUGGACAGAAUAGAGGACAACUAAAGUCUCUCACAAUAACACCAACAGCAAAUAUAAUUCUCUAUAACCCAAUACAAAUAUGCUAAAAAUGCAAUACAUUUAAAUAUGUUAAUAAUGUUAAUUGUUAUGCUGUGUUCCAGUCAAAGUGAGAAGUUGGAAUUUUUCAGUUUCGAUUUCAAACCUCCAACCUUUGCACAAAGCCAAUUAUGAUAAACUAAUGUUUAUUUGGCAAGUGUACACACAAGUACACACGUGUCCUUGCAGAUAUAAACAGAACAGAGGAGAAAAACAAUGCAUGAGGUAAUAGAUGCCAUGAUAUAUUUUAUUUUAUGGCCCCUUUAUACCUGAAAAUGUAUCUAAAAAGCUAGAUAAUAACUUUAGUUUGGCUUUUAGUGAACUGUUUACAAUUUGAGAUUUCAUGAGUGCUCCUAUGGUUGUAUGACAACUGCUUCUUCAUGAAGUUGGGGUUGAUGGAUUUGCACCAAAUUUGCAGGCAGGAAGUCUGACAUUCAGUGGCGCUCCAUUUUACUUUUUCUCGGGGAGGUUGGGAAUUUUCGAGUUUGGAGUUGUCUGGAACACAGCAUAAGGGUGAUGUAGUGGCUUCGUGGUUGUUUUGUCUCCUCUAGCUAAUGUCCAAGAUUACUGAGCAUGAUGUACUUUAGAGAUCGUAUUUUCGCUUUGUACUGUCUAUCAGGAGCUCUACCUGUAGCCAAGACAAAUAAACAAAACUGAAAUUCUAAACGGUUACAUAACUUAGAGACAAUAUGUGCACUGUUUGAAAGCACUGUGUGUUUCGUAGCUGUCAUGAGAGGUUUGAAGUUGUCUUGACGCAUGUUAUGAUGUGUGAAUUCUCUUCAUUUCUAUUCCUCUCUACUCCUCCCUGUAUCACUGACUAGCAGUCUGACAACAGAACAUGCACAAAGAAAGCCAAAUAGCUUCCCUACAUAACACCAGCCAGCUGAGUGGCAGACUAACUCUGUGUGCUGAAGGUGUUGCAGCUACAUGUAAUACAUUUAUUAUAAGAAAAAUACCACCACCAAGCCAAAAUGCAACAUGUAAUACAGUACGAUCAAACCAGCUUAGACGAGGUAUAAUACCAUGCAGCUCUCAGUAACUUGUGAAGAUUUCUUUCAAAUGUUGUUAAAGGGGAAGCUAGAAGUCCAAUUUAGGAAAUGCCAAAAAUCACGUGUUCAGGAUGUCUAAAAAAAUCCCCAUCUCAAGUCAAACGUGAAUACUGUGUUCAUCACAAAACUGAACUUGGAGAGAAAGUAGUGCACAUCAUGAAUGAACACUGGCAUGUAACCGUAUCAUGUUCUCUGCUUUUAAAUAUACCAGCAGGUAAACAGCAUUGAAACUAAAAAAAAGAGAAGAUUUCAACAAGCAGUGCCUAUCAUUUAACUGCUAGUUUUAGGUAAUUUUUUAUGCUGUGCUUUGCAGUAUGCGUUAUGUCUGAACACUACGUGGUCGUGUGACACACUUCAGCCCAGGGAUUGGUGCUGCUCAGUAAUGAGAACAUCACCAGCUCUGAGCUAGUGGAGGUGGGCUGUGCAGGUCCUGAGGUAACAAGCCAUAAAACAACCCAAAGAGCUGAAGAAAAUCUAGAGGAAACACUGACAGACUAUAGAUAAUGUUUAUUUGUUCAUGGUUCGAUAUCUUAGGUUGGAUUAGGUUCAGGGACUAAAGCUGUGUCCUGUUUUUGCCCCCUUUCAGAGUUGUGCUAGAAAAAGGCUAUCACGUUCCAAAUGCAGCGCAAAGAUAUGGUGAUACCACUUCACAAAAAGGUUACCAAAGACAGAGUAGGGAACAAAUCAGCAACUUAAUGCUAAUUAAUCAAUAGUUAAAGGAAUACUUCGCCUUCAAAAUGACCACGUGUAUAUUAGUUACUCACUCUGUGGUUUGUUGAGUUUGCAAAGAAAAUGUUUUUCUCAAAUGACUCCACAGUAAACGGAGAAUCCAAAAACAGAAACAAUUCUUGAUGAAUUGAAGUAAAUGGGGGCCACAUUUAAUGGCAGCAAGACAAUAUCAAAACAUCUGUUUACAAGUUCUUACAACUCAUGGAGUAUAAUCCAAGUGUCAUUUAUCCAGUUGUAUGCUCAGUACUUCCAAAAUACAUGCAUUUUAGCUAAAAGCCUACUAACUUUUGCAUGAACAAUCUUGUAGUAGGGUACCUGGGCAAGCGUGUGCAUUUGCUUGUGCAUUCCAGUAAAAUCCCACCUUCAAGCUUGUUCAUAAGCCAGGAAGCGGCAGGUGUGGGAGAGUGACAGAAGAUCUCCUCGCCAGGGAACAAGCUCAAAGAUAGGAUUUCCAUGCAAUGCACAAGCAGAGUUUAAAAUAGUAAGAUUUUAGUGCAAAUGCAUGUUUUGGGAAGUACUGAGCAUACAACUAGAUAAAUGAGACUUAGAUUAUACUGAAAGAGUUGUGUGAGCAGAACAGAUGUUCUGAUAUGGUUUUGCUUUUGUUAAACAUGCCCCCCUUUACUUGAAGUCAGCAAGAAUUUUGGAUUCUUUGUUCACCAUGGAGACAUGCAAAAACAGUUUUCUUCACAAAUUCAACAUAGCGCAUGAUUAGCAAUUGGUAUAUAAAAGAUUGUUUGGGGGUAAAUUAUUCCUUUAACAAGUAUUUCCUGAACAGUGUUAAAGCAUUAGCUGUGGUGAUCCAGUGAUGAGUUCCUUUAUCUGCUUUAGGAACCAUUUGCAAAGUACAGAUCAUUAACAUAUUCUUCUACUUUACAACCUUUGAUGUAACUAUGCAUUCAUUAGCAUUUUCUAAUUUCAUCCUAGUUAGUAACUACUUAUGAUUUUGUGUAACUUACGGUUUAGUGUUACUACCACAUCUUUAUGUUGCCUCAUUUGGAGCCAGUGUGUCGCAUGCUGUAUUCCCAGUGUAAAUGAACUAAUGAAUGAAUCCACUCAGUGAUGUGCUGAACUUGGUUGAAGCUGCUAAGCUGACUUGAUUGUAGUUUUUUUUUUUUUUUUGCUGAUGGCAGGUUGAAAAGUCAGAAAUUCAGCUUUCUUCUGUGGAAAUAUGCACUAUAGAGAUGAUCAUUUUCUACAAAAGUACAAUUCUUGAAGGUCUUUUAAAUUUGUCAGCUACAUGUUGAUUAAUAAGUUGUUAUUGGUUGGGAUAAAUUUUGGUGUUAAGUUCCCUCUAGAUUUUUCUUUCCUCUAUGGUACAAACCAAGUGCUGUUCUGACCACUGUCAGCACUGCUAGCAGAAAAUAACCAAACAAUGUUUCCUGUUAAAGAUGCAUCAUAUCAGAAUCAAAACUGCUUUAUGAUUGUGAUUGGUAGGUUAUGGUUAGCAUUGCAAGCAAUUGUAAUUGUAAAUGAGCAGCAGUACUGCUGGUGGUGAAAUGUUUGUUAGCUUAGCAGCUGCAGUUGAAGGAAGAAAGGAUAUCUAAACAAUUCAGUUUUAGAAGGGAUUUGGGGGAUGUUUUCAUAGAGGGCUCUUUUCUAUAAACUACUAAUGUUAUUCAACACUCUACCCCACUGCUGCUGUUGCCUGAAAAUCUUGUAACUCCAAUGUAUGUUUCUUUUUGCUGUUUCUUACUUGAAUUUCAUUUUUAAUGGCCCUUCCAAACCCUUUCUGUAAUUCAGACUCACAGCAGUCAGAAAACCUCUCUUUAGUUAAUGAAAAUCAGAUUUUGUAGAGUUUUUCCUUUGACAGUGAUGCCAUAUUGAUUCAUUUCUGUAUCUGCGGGUACAUUGCUUCUGCACACUGAACUCCAUGUGCUGAAAACAGUUUGUAACGAACGAAAGAGUUGUUUCUCAGAGAACAUUUUGAUGCAGUCUCAUAUUUUAAGGGUUUUAUUUCUCAUUACUUUUUUUCAGAUAUUAUAGUAAAGGACUGCUUUGCUUGCUUCCAGAUAUAUAUCCCUUACAUCAGAGAGAGCAUAGGCAUGAACGGCUUUCAUCAGUUAUUGCAUGACUACAGUCCACACAGACCAGAGUCCUUUUCACAUCAACUGUACAUCUUAUUGUUCAUUUAGUCAUGGGAUACCAAGUUUCCCCAAUACCUCAAAAUAAUUGACAAGGUUGAAGGGAAGCGGAUUGGUGCUCAUGCCAUAUAUUUCUUAUUUUUCAUAUUGGAACACCCCAGAGUGCAUUAUCGCACUAUCGUCAAUACCCAAAGAUAAAGAAAGGAUUGUAUCGGAACUUUCAUGUGAAACUUGAUUAAUUAACUUGAUAUAUAACUUUAAUUAACACCCAAAACACACAACAAUGCACAUCGUGGUAUCCCAAUACAUGAAAAUAAGAGACUGUAGGCCGUUUGUUUUCCAGACUGGGAAUGCCGACGUGGUGAUACGAACCCUGGCUUAAGACGGUCACUGUGGAAAGGGCUGCUGCUCUGGACUGGAUGUAGUUUGUAGCAGCUUUAACAAGAGCUUUAAGUACUUUUUCCUUUGGGUGUUUUUCAGCUGAAGCUAAUGUCAAUAAUCAACCUUUAUUUGCAUGACGUAAACUGUUCCUCUGAGACUGCAUUUAGACAGGGACAGGAAAUGAUGUCAGCACUGUGGCAUAGUUAUGUCUCCUCAUGAUCAUUUAAAACAGAAGUCACAGACUGACAGCUGUCUGUUUAAGGUUUCCUUUCCUGUUUGAAUGUCUCAUAGUUUGAGUGACAGCAGUGUUUCUGGCCUAAUGUUAUUCUGCUGUGGGGGAUAUUAACAUCUUUGAUAAUAUGUCAUUAUAACCAUAUUUAGCCAUUGCUGUCAGCAAAUGCUGAUGGAUUCAUUACUGGAAAUGAGUAUGUUUCCCUAUGCAAAAAUAUACCAUUAAUAAACAAGCUAUACCACAAUUCAA